Cryptosporidium muris RN66 is the source of this 2262-nucleotide messenger RNA. RefSeq lists its product as uncharacterized. The transcript has a single exon. Lineage: Eukaryota; Apicomplexa; Conoidasida; Eucoccidiorida; Cryptosporidiidae. The record is from RefSeq and is a predicted model, not a curated record. Bases 1 to 2262 code for a protein of 753 amino acids.
AUGCCAGAUAAGCAAGGUUCAGUUAGUUUACAUAAUUUCCAGUCAGGUACAAUUGGUUGUCCUGUAUCGGCAAGUAUUGCAUAUGCAGAGGCAAUGGAAGAACGGCUAAUUAAUGGUAUUAAUAAUAUAAACAAAAAUAUACAAUAUGAAAAAGGUAGUAAUAGCUUGCGAAAUGAAGAGUGGCCAGGAGUACUGACCUUAUCUGCAUCCGCAGUAAGAAGCAUGGGUGGAUUCUUAUCGCGUUUUCCACUAAAUGACUUAAUACAAACUAGCAUAUCUCUAUAUAACUCUGGAUUUCUUGAUCAAAAAGGUGCACUAAGACCUAGUAGUGCCAUUGAAAAGCAAAGUGUAUUACCUCCACCUGGAGUGGGACUACCACAUGUAAUCUGCACUUCGGAAGGUAUGCAAUGUUGUGUACCACAAAAAUCGGCAAAAGGAUGGCGUAAAAAAGCACCAAGUUUUAUUCGUGUUAAUGAUCCAUCUUGCGAGGCAAUUUACGUAUCUAAAACUGACAUGUUUUGUGCUACCACUUCACUAUAUGACAAUAGUUUGUCAGGAUCAUCUGGAAAUUGUGGCAUGGUUAUUAUCGAAACAAGUGAACAUUUAAUUUUUCAAAAUACACUCAGAAUGCCCUCAAAAGAAAUGAAUAAUGCUUUGUGUGAAUGUAAAUUAAAUAAAAGAGAUAAGAGUAUCCAUGGUUCAGGAACAUGGGAGUACUCUGUGCAAGCAGUACAAACAGCAUUAAAUCAUAAGGUAGAAGGUGAACAACUAUCUACUGGUGUUGCACAGGCACUUGCAUGGGUUGAAGCAGUUGGAAAUGAUCCUAAUCCAACUGUUAAUGGGUUAGGUGAAUUGAUUUCACAGGUAGCUCAGAGACCUGGAUCCGAUAUAGAACUAAUAACACAAAUACCAGCCAUUAGCCAAAAUGCCGUUGCUAACAUGUUGCAAAAUCAACAAUAUCAACAGUACCAGCAUUCAUAUCAAAGUAAUUAUCCAAAUACUUACAAUAGCGCACAUACACCAUCCCCAAAUAAUGGGGGAUUGUUACCUAUUAGCCAAUAUGGAUCAUCAUUAAGAAAGUUAGUAGUAUCUUAUUUGCCAUUUAACAUUUCAAAUGAUUCAUAUCCAAUUUUGUCAUCUAUUUUAAAUAUUAAAAAUAAACAGUCUGAGACACUAAAGUGCUUAACAAGUUGGCCGGAAAAGUGUCAAGUUUGGAAAUCAAUAUGUGAAGAUAACUUAACAUACAGUUAUAAAAAUCCCAGAUGUAUCCCAAUAACAAUCUUGGAAAAUGGUUGCCCAAUGAGAGAGGUUGGAUUUAAAGUGAAUGAUGUAGAUUCAGGGCUACUUAGUUUCAGCUUCAGACCAAUGAGAUUUAUAGAUAAUGCAAAAUUUAGGAUUGCAUGUCAGUUCAAACUGAUAAACUGCUCACUUGCAACACUUAGCCAUUAUUGUAAUACUAAGAAUUUGGGCUUCAAUAAAAAACAAAGAGAAGAAAAUUUAAGAUCAUCCACUAUGGCUCAAGAUAAUGAUAAACUUUUAAAUAGUACAGAUAAGUUCAAUUUAGUAUCAACAAAUUAUAUUCCGUAUAUACCCCCCGAAGAUGUUAAUUUAACAGACUCAACAAAUGUUGAAAAUAAAUAUAUUAGAGUAUAUUUUCCCCAAGCUGGUGAGGAAUCAAAUAUAACUUUAGUACAAUACUAUAACAAUCAAACGAAACGCAAUUUUGCUGCAAAAGUAAUUAAUAUAGAGGAUAUACCACAGAGUACAAAUGUGGAGGAAAUAUUUGUUGAUGAAGACACAAAUUUCCAAUACCUUGGAAAGGUUGAAAUUGUCCCAAACUUUAAUGAUAAUAAUGAAGUUAAUAAAACUGAAGGAUUAUCUGAAAGUACUAAGAAUAUAAAUGAGGAAAAUUAUACAUUAGAAGAAGACUUUAAAAAGGUUUUACAAAAUGAGAAUUAUGAUGAUAAUGAUGAUGAUAUUCCAUUGUUAUUGGACAAAUACCAACCUGAUAUAAUGGGGAACUACCCUGAAUUUGAAAUGAAGCAGGUAAUCAUAGAAAUACCAUAUAACAGUAAUGUAGGUAAUGAAGAUGACUUUUAUACAUUUACAUCUUCACUACAGAAGAAAAGGUGGUCAUUUACAAAAAAUCCUAAUAAAGAGAAAUCAUCAAGUUCCCAAAGCAAUUAUUCGUCAAAAUAUGGCAGGUUUGGCAUAUUUUUAUAUUUAAUAACAAUACUAAUCCUAUUUAUUGUAGCAGGCUAA